CUGGUCUCAACCGUUCCAGAAUAAGGUAGCAAUUGAACUGUCUUCGAAAUCAACAACAAUCUCUCUCUGUCUCUGGCUAUGGCUGCUAUUCAUGUUCAUGAUGAUGGUGAAGUUGGUUUUGAAGAAGGAAUGCUAUGGUUACCCUCUCAUGUUCUGAACGAGGCAUGCGGCACUAAGGUAUGUUUGAGGAACCGCCACCAAAAGUUCCAAAACCAUCAGCAAAUGCAUCAGCAGCGUCAUCAUAAAUCACCUGGAGAACCAAAAUCACAGUACUCAAAAUCUGCCUCAAGAUCUUCGUAUCAAAGGCCAAAACUUGCCAAUGGUGGACCUGGAAUGCGAGCUAUUUUCUUAGGAUCCACGCAUAGAUCAUGUGGCACUGGCGUGUUCUUACCCCAAAGAGCAGGCACAAACUUCCAACCAAGCAAGAGGCCAGCUUGUGCUCCUAUCCUAGUUCCAGCUGGAGUUAUUCAAGCUCUAAAUCUUAAUGUGCGUGCAUUAGGUCUGCAGAUUUCACCCCCGCAAGUUCAGAGUUAUGACCCAAGAUGCAGGGAAGUAUACAAUAAUAAUUCAGAAGAAAAGAAAAGUGAUCAGAAAGAUUCGUCCAAGCAAUGUCGUUUUAUAUCUCAGAAUCAAUGUUCUACUCCAGAGAUAUUUCUCCCAAAGGAAUGGACUUACUAGCUAGCUUUUCAUUUUCAAAGAGAAAAUUUAAAUUUGGGAAGCACACAAAGGGGAGUUAACAUCGGACCGUGUACAUACAAAUAAAUAAAAAAUGAAAUCAUGCUUUAUGUAGAAUGCUGGGAAAGUUUAAAGUGCAAUUAAUUUAUUGCUAGCUGUACUGUUAGAUUCUUUGAUCAUGUAUAGAUGUUAGCUUUUGUAAUAAUAGAUUAAUGGCAACCCAAGUCUCACGAGGGUCUUGUUUGUAAUUGCAUGCUUCAGUAUUGAUAUAAUUAUAUUCAGUGGUUCUCAGUUC
Molecule: messenger RNA, 970 nt
Organism: Glycine soja
Lineage: Eukaryota; Viridiplantae; Streptophyta; Magnoliopsida; Fabales; Fabaceae
Exons: 5
Coding region: 79-678 (199 amino acids)
Source: RefSeq, a predicted model, not a curated record